GAGAUUCUUACCCUCCUCCUUCUUCUUCACGAGCUACACGAAGUUACUCGUCCACCGUUCUCUUCUUCUUAUUUGCGGUUGUAGGCGUAAACGCUAAUUCCCAGUCCUUUGGGAACGCCUAAUUCCAGUGCCGUCCUUUUUAUUACUAUUCGCUUUCCCAUCUGACUGAACUACCACCCCCCCCUUCCUCUAUCUAUUUUGCAAAGCCUCUCUCCACCACCCUAAAAUAUUCCCUGGUCACCUUUAUUAUUUUUUUUCCUUGUGUCCUCGUGAGGAGCCUACUACCUACUACCACUACUACCAUACGAUGGCCCCACAACUGUUACCGGCAUCGGCCGCCGCUUUUGCGCCCCGAGCAUCAUCGGUCAACGUCGUCCUGGGAUCAAAGGUUGAGCCUUGGUUAACACAAACCCUCAAGCGCAUAAACCGAGUCAAGAGGCCCCUCAACAGCAUACCACAACAUCAAAGAUGUCUAACAGAAACAUUAUCGUCGCCGAAUGCUAUUUGGACUUUGACCUCGAUGAUGUUACCUAAAGCGCCCGAGUCGGAAUUACGUCAAGAUUCUAACCCGUUGAUAGAGGCCCUCUUUAACUACCAGCUCAUACACAUAGAGGCUUACAUCGUGCACGUCGACAUGGUAUUGCGGAAUGAAGUUGCUUACAAGUUGACGCCUGACUCGAUAGAAUCCCUCAUCGAGUAUCACAAGGAAAUCUACUGCGUCAAUGCUAAAGCAGACACCUAUGACUGGCCCGAGAAAGAGCAACACGCCAAGAAAUUGCAUGAAGAUUUUGUUCAGGCCAUCAACAAAUUCGUUUAUCGGACUCACGUUUCUGCUCUUGAGGGGCUAGAAGAGGAGGGAAUGGGAGAAUUACUUUGUGGAAAGAGUGAGGAAGUCAAGAACAACAUAAUGGGAUUGUUGAAUAAGCCGUUGCUGCCGCCGCCGCCGAAGAUUGUCGAUGUCGUCCGCCAACCGCCAUUAUUGCCUAGUUCGCCUAUAGGCACAAACAUGUGGUCGCAGUCUGUCCAUUCACCUGCGCUUCCCGCUCCGGUUGAGCCAUGGCGUGUGCUGCCUUCCAGCCCUAGUGUUACGUCUUCGGUAGAGUCGACAACGCCGAUAUGGGCCAACAUGAGCUUGCAUGAGAUUCAAGUACCUUCACCAACCGUACCUUAUAGCCAACCGUAUUCGACGGCAGGGAUGUUUUACAGUUCACCCAUGGUCACCUCACCUAUUCCGGCACUACCGCUUCCCAGCAUGUUGGCGUCGCAAUGCGGUGUAGGUGUAGGAUACGGCGGCUUCGGUUGGGAUCGAUACCAGGAAUAUGCGACGACAAUAUGACAAUCAACGCCCACCACGGGAGAUCGCUAUCCAGUGGUCACGACCUCGUAGCAGUGUCCUUAACUCCUAUGGCGAUUUCGGUUCUUGUUCCACCCCUAUUCAAACAAGGCAUCCACGGCAUAGAUCCCAUCCCGUCCCAAGGCAUCCCGGCGUUUUGCAUCAAGUUGGAGCGAACUUUCGAUCUUUUGGCAUAUAUAAUAUUUUGGUUUUCCUUUACGUAUUUUUGUUUAACAAGCGAAGCGUCUGAUUUUUCUGAGGGUCAUA
This is a messenger RNA of Hypoxylon fragiforme, 1600 nucleotides long. RefSeq lists its product as uncharacterized. The record is from RefSeq and is a predicted model, not a curated record. The transcript has a single exon. Bases 308 to 1336 code for a protein of 342 amino acids. NCBI's taxonomy places the organism in Eukaryota, Fungi, Ascomycota, Sordariomycetes, Xylariales, Hypoxylaceae.